Molecule: messenger RNA, 2809 nt
Organism: Tuber aestivum (summer truffle)
Lineage: Eukaryota; Fungi; Ascomycota; Pezizomycetes; Pezizales; Tuberaceae
Source: the annotation of a GenBank genome assembly
ACUACAACCUUUCUUUUUCUGUCCCGCCCGCUAGGUAAUUACUAGUACCUUGAGGACCGGGCUUGCUGGUUUGCCAUUCUGAUUUCUCUCCUCCUCCCCCUCCUCAUCUAACACUUUCACUCUUUACAAGUACUUGUACGAUGGCUUAUGUGAAACGGCACUGAUCUCUCUGCAGUCGCUCUUGUUCCACCCGCCCACGCCUCCCUGAAUCGAGGAUUAUCGGAUAACUCACGAAUCCGCAGCCUGGCCGUUCUGGGUAGGAAGGGGCUAUUUGUUGCGGCUGUCCCUUGUUCGGCUUGUUUGCUUUUUUUUCUUUUUCCUUCCCCCCCCCCCGAGUUACUAUUAUUCCUUUUUCCUCCCCCCUCCCCACGUUUCGUGGUGCAUACGAGUGACCUCACCUAAAAGGGAAAGUGUAGGGCUUCAGCUGUGAGCAGCAACAUCAGACGAGAACGAGGGGCUGGGUUAGAGUUUGGACCACACUUGCCUGUGUGUCAUCCGGGUCAGGUAAGGUUGCUUUGCUCCUUUUCCUUGUGUCGCACUGUGAGAGUAGGAGCGCACCCGGGACCCGCUCUACUGUACUAGUAGGGGAAAGGUAGGGCCCAGCUGUCUAUAAGUUGGGUUCCCGGCCUCGAGCACUGCGGGGCCUCUUUUUGUUGUUGUUCGCCCCACUCGUUGCUUUGAUAUUCGCCAGUUGUACCACCUUGCUUCUCUGCGCUCCAAGCACUUCCAUUGUACUCGUACAGGGCACCUUCCACUACUGCUAACUCGGGCUGGUGUCUGGUUCCAAUCUCCGCCAGCGCCUCAAAGGGUAGAUAAAUACCUCCGGCUCAACCCCCCCUCCUCCAUUCCGGCCUCGUUAUCCUCUCCUGGGUACAUUGACACUCCCGCAACCUUGACGUUUGCAUGCCGUUACGAAGAACCACUACUAUCACGAACACGAUGCGUACCACACUAUUUCGGCUCGCAGCAGUUAGUCUGUUUGCUACACUUACGAAUGCUCAGACAUUUACGCAAUGUAACCCUAUGCUGAAGUGUAUGUGGAACCCGCUGGACGCAAUUGCCGGGAACCCUGGACUGAUAAGAAUCGUAUAACAGCCUGCCCUCCUGAUCCUGCCCUUUCCGGAGUGUACCAGCAUACCUAUGGCGGGGAAGCGCCCAACUUCAAUUAUUUGUCGAGCAAGGAUUCCGUCAAGUAUGGAGGAAAGGAUGGAGCCGUCUUCAGAAUUGCAAAACCGAAGGAUGCGCCGACAAUUGUCAGCAGCUUUUACAUAAUGUGGGGUAGAUAUGAGGUUGUCCUGAAGGCAGCCCCAGGUGCCGGUAUCAUCUCUUCGAUAGUCCUCCAGUCGGAUGACCUUGACGAAAUCGAUUGGGUAUGUUGGUUCACCGGCUAUCACUCACUUGUUGGUGCGCAUGGUAUACGAAAGGGUUUCUGACAUCUCUUGUAGGAGUGGCUCGGCGGCAAGCCUGGAGAAGCACAGUCAAAUUACUUUGGGAAGGGGAAUACUGCCACCUACGACCGUGGUGCAGUCCACCCCAUCGACAGUCAGGCUAGGUUCCAUAAAUACGGGAUUGACUGGACCGCCGAGAAGAUCGACUGGUUGAUUGACGACGUCGUCAUCCGUACCCUUAAGCCCAACCAGGUCAAGGGUGACUUCUACCCCCAGACUCCCAUGACCGCUAGAAUCGGAUCAUGGGCUGGUGGAGAUCCCGACAAUGAGCAGGGUGUUAUUGGUUAGUCAUUUGCGAAGCAGUUCUGAUGGAUUUGGACUAAUAGUGAUUCAGAAUGGUCCGGGGGACCAACCGAUUUCACCAAGGGGCCAUUUGACAUGGUUAUCCAGAGCAUCUACGUUCGAGACUACUCCACGGGGAAGGAAUACGUCUACUCCGACAAGUCUGGAUCCUCCGCCUCUAUCAAGUCCAACGGUGGCAGCAUAAUGGGAGGAGGAACCAGCCCGGGAACCCCUAACUUGUCAUCUUCUUCGUCCUCGUCCGUGGCCCUAUCAUCUGGCUCCUCCGGCUCAACAUCGUCCUUCAAUGCCCCGUCCAACAGCGGCCGUCUCUCCUCAACUACCAGCAAAAGUGAGCCCACCCCGACCAACGGAUCAUCCGGCCCCAAACCGACUAACACCAACUCGGAGGCCACCCAAAAACCACCUUCGCCAUCCUCACCGCCAUCCUCACCGCCAUCCUCGUCACCAUCUGGUUCUCCUGAAACCCUUUCCACCGUUACGCGUGGGGCGGGCUUCGCCACUGGAAAUUCUACUGGACCCGCAGCACAAACAACCGCCGGAUCAAAUGCGUCUGCGCAGACUACGAGCACUGGCGCGCUCGCUUCCAACGGGUCUUCUAGAACCCCCAUUGUUGCGGGGAUAGCAAUAGCAUGUGCAGGGGUGGUUUCUGGGUGGCUUUUGUAGAUUUUUUUUUAGGGCUUCUUUUAUUAAUUGACUAGAGGGAUAGAAUUCGCCAUCUUUUUCCUCCCUUUUUCGUUUCUUCAUGUUAUCGGGAUGGCACGGGGUUUUUCUUUUUUCUUUUCUUUACUCUCCUUUGUCCAUCGGCAUUUUAUUUUCAUUUCCCAUCCUGAAGGUUAUGCAUAGCGAAUGAUUUUUAUUUUUGCAUGGGGCUUUAUUGCUUUCCCUCUCUCACACUCUUUUUCUGUUACAUACAUAUCCGUGUGGGCUGUGGAAUGGGUGGGGAGUGCAUUUUACAUGAUUGAAGAUGAACAUAAAGAUUGGAAUUAAUGUCGGGGGUUUUGUGGGCCUUGGAGACUUGAUUGCGAUGCCUGGGAUUUAAUUCGAAGAUGAAGUUAAAG